GUAGGCUUAUGUCUACCGACAGCCUAUGAGAGCUGUCAUCAAAUGUCAAAGACAGACAACAUCCAUUCUUUCUUUUUCCGGCUAUCGUAUGGAAUAGUUGUCACACAUUUCCUUCAAGAUGUUUAUGCCCAAAGCUCACCGCGUCGCGAUCUACGAGUACCUCUUCAAGGAGGGAGUACUGGUGGCCCAGAAGGAUUUCUAUGCCCCCAAGCAUCCAGAGCUGGAGAACAUCCCGAACCUGCACGUCAUAAAGACGAUGCAGUCGCUGAAGUCGAAGAACUUCGUGAAGGAGCAGUUCGCCUGGCGUCACUACUACUGGUACCUCACGAAUGAGGGCAUCGAGUAUCUGCGCUCGUACCUGCAUCUGCCCCCGGAGAUUGUCCCGUCGACUCUGAAGCGUGCCGCCCGGACGGAACCACAGCGCGCCCGCGCUGGACAGGCUGGACCCCGUUCCGGAGAUGGACCGAAGGGUGGAGAGGACCGACAGGCUUACCGUCGUACCCAGCAGGCUGGUGGCCCGGACAAGAAGGGCGAUGUUGGCGCCGGAGCCGGAGAUGUUGAAUUCCGUGGAGGAUUCGGUCGUGGAGCGAAGCCACAGUAAAACAUGGAAAACGCUUGUCUGUGUAAAGUUAAUAAUAAACAUAAGAUAUAACAAACAGUAACAA
This is a messenger RNA of Toxorhynchites rutilus septentrionalis, 665 nucleotides long. It is a transcript of the gene RpS10b, whose product is annotated as 40S ribosomal protein S10b. Gene Ontology annotation, cellular component: cytosolic small ribosomal subunit. Gene Ontology annotation, molecular function: RNA binding; structural constituent of ribosome. The transcript is spliced from 3 exons. NCBI's taxonomy places the organism in Eukaryota, Metazoa, Arthropoda, Insecta, Diptera, Culicidae. The record is from RefSeq and is a predicted model, not a curated record. Bases 119 to 601 code for a protein of 160 amino acids.